UCCCUUGAAUGGCAGAGUUAUCAGUGACAGCGCAUUCUAUUGACGAGAAAAUUACAUCGAUGGAAUUUUCUCAAACUGAAAAUGAGCAGUUCAAAGGAAGAUUUAAGGCAAAUAAUCUCUAGUUUAUCUAGCGCGUCGUCAAGCAAGGUUUACAAUGCUCUCGUUCAUGUAAGAACGAAGGCGAUAAAAUCGCAAACCGUUCUGAAGAAAAUUCUGUCACAAGGAUUGAUUCCACAAAUCCUCAAAAUCCUGGACAAUGCUGACACGACAGAGAAGAAACCGAAGAUUGCCGAUAUUGCCCUUAGUAUCCUUGGUAACCUUUGCAUGGAACCAGACACCAGAAACGAUGUCAUUACAAGGAAUGGAGUUGAAGCUUUGGCCCGCCAUCUACUGGAAUCGUCAGUAGAGAGCAUACAGAACCGAAGUUGUCGAGGUCUGGCUAAUUUGGCCCUCACUCCGUCAGCCUGUUCCCAGAUCAUCAGCUUAGAAACAUUACCCCGGGUUGUCAAGCUGCUCGAUGAGACCAAGUCUAAAGAAUGCAAGCUCACAUACUGUCGAGCAUUCCGGCUUCUAGGACGGGUUCGUGAUAACCAGAGGAGAGUUGUGGAAUCAGGUGCUGUGCUGCAAGUCGCUAAGCUGCUGAAGCAUGACGAUGCAGAGAUUGCUAAAUGUGCACUGAGGACGUUGUCUGAGCUUAUUAAGCCUGGAUGCUGCUCAAGCUUUGCUCGACAAAUUAUCGGCGCUAAUAUUCUGGACAAGCUUGUGUCAACUGUUGAUAGUGACAAUGACGAUGAUUCCCACGACGCAUUGUCAACACUUUACAACCUCACCAACCAAGCUGACGUCCGGGCAGCCAUCGGAGCAGCAGGAGGUAUUCAACUCUUUGUACGUCUGCUGCAGCAGGAAAACAACAGAAGUCACAUCAACGAGAUAUCCGUCAUCAAUGCUUUGUGUUUAUGCGGCAAAGAGGCUGUCAAUCGGAUCAAAAUACGACAACAAGGAGGUCUGGAGCUGUUUAUUAAUGUGCUUAGGGAGCCCAAGUUUGCUCAGAUCCAUGACCGAGUUAUCAGUGGGUUGGUCUGCUUCUUGUAUGACUUUGACAGUAUGGAUGUGCUUCUGGAGAACAACCUUGUGGAGGUGCUUCUCAUACACCUGCAGAGAUGUGGAGAUUUUAAGUCAUCUGUUGAAACCAUUAGAUUUCCUAAUCACACAGGGAGGAACAAGUCGUUGAAGCCCUCAGAGAAGCUAUCUACCUCACGUGUCAAGUGUGAAGUUUCCUUGUGCUCAUUGAAUGAAGACCAGUCUGACCUAUGUUUGGAGGCUGAUGCAAGUGGCACUGAUGAAAGAGGUGCUUUAUCUUUGAGACCAAAAGAUCUGACCAUAGAUCAAGCUUAUGAAGUUGAAAAUGAAGACAUUGAAAGUGUUCCUUUGGACAGGGCAUCUUUUCAGGGACACCCACCGAAGCAGCUUCACAAAUUUAGCAUAGACAGUCCUUCUUAUGAAGUCAACACUGAAUGGAAUCUUGAAAACUUUGCUGGACAGACAUGUAAGCAGAGUUUCAGCCAACACAGUGACUUGAGGUCCCCCUCCCCUGAACCACCUCUCAGUCCACUCAGCCCCCUCAGUAACGACACUUACUUCUCCCCCGCCCAGUCAUCCCCGUCUUACAGCCUCCCCAGGAGUCCUGAGUCUUUGCCAGGGAGUCCAUCAGCUUCUAAUUUGGACUCUGAAUACCAUCCAGUGCUUAGUGUUCCCUAUACUUGUGGCAGUCCUGAGAAGGCUCCCUCUGACUCAGAGUCCACUAGUGCUGUGAAUGUUGACCAGCAGCCGUGCUACUCCUCAACUGAAGAAGAUGAUAUUUGUGAUACUAUAAGACAGAAGGAUGAAGCAGAGAAAGAUGAAGCAGAGAAAGAUGAGGACUGUCCAUCUCUGGACACAACGUCUACAGAUGUUUCAUCCGAGAAGAUUGAGAAGCCAGAAUCGGUUGAAGAUUCAGAGCCAAGAGAAGACGAAACAGUUGAGGUUAUCAGCAAAAAUGUGUAUGGAAAGCGACCCCUAGCUUUGAGGUCACCUUCUUACAAGCUGGUCGAGUCGUGCACAAAGCGGAAAAAGACAGAAUCAAAGAGGUCGGACAUCAUGAAGACUACGGAACACAACCUUCUGAUCCUGUUGUCCAGAAUAUCAGUGAAGACCAAUCCCUCCAUGUAUCUCAUAACGUCCACUGCGAUGUCCUGCCUCUUGGACUACCUUUUCUAUGUACCCCUACCUCAUUCCCGGUGUGUCAGAACAAUGUCCCGCUUAUUCAAAAACCCUCACUGCCUUGAAUCGUGCCUUCUCCUCACAGUACCCGUUAUCAUCUACAAGAAAAUCAUCCUGGAUGUGGAUGGGAUUGACAAAGAGACUUACGAACACUUUAGUCAGAGAUCAUCCCAUUCCCGCCGAUGUAGCCGAGUGAGCACGUCAUCCGAGGACUCGUUCUGUGGAGGGUAUUUGACGAAUUUGGAGAACAGCUAUCCUGGGUCCACAAGCGGUACCAAAGACAAUGCUUUGGACUUCACCCAUGGCCUUCUGGCAUCACCAACUUCUCCCCGAAGUGAGACCGAGAUCAGCUUCAAGGUCGGCCAGUCACCAAUGUCCCAGAAUGCAGCCGAGCUCAGUGUUGCUGAUGUGGGACAAAGUGGGCUGAGUUUGUUGAAGGAUCUGAGUUUCUCUGCCGAGUCACCGUAUGGGAAGGGGAUCAUCUCCUCCAUCCUGGUGAGGGGAUCUCAGAAGGACAAAUUACUGUGUACCGUCUCCCUGCUCUUCCUGUGUUGGGGCUCCGUGAUGCAGAAGCAGUACUUGAUCCGGUACAGGGUUCUGGACACAGUCCUGGAGCUUCUCAAGGCAGAACUCCUCGACCCAGGACCAGUUUUCAUGGCCAUCGUUGCUGGUCUCACAUUCAUCUGUAAACUCAACAGCAUUCCUCUCAAACUGAAGCAGGAGAGAUCAGACACAGUGUUCAAACCUGCCACUCAGUCCGAAAUCUCCAACAGUGACCAAUGCAUAUAUGAAGGUCUUGAUGUGGAUCUUGUAUUUAAAGUUGACAGUAAACAGAUCCAUGCCAAUCGAGAAAAACUUGUACAGUCGUCUGCCAUGUUUCUGGCCAUGCUCGAAGGUCAUUAUUCAGAAUCCAGUCAAUCGGAAAUCGCCAUUCAAGACACGUCGCCAGAAGCAUUGGAGUAUGUGCUCCAUUAUCUGCAAGGGUGUAGUCUGGGGUGCUCUGUUAUGAAGAAAGUCAACUCAGAUACCGAUGAUGUGACUGUUGAGUUUCUUUUAGAUGCUCUAGCCCUAGCAGAUAGAUUCCUCCUCUCAGACCUGGUCCAGUAUCUGAAAGUGUCGAUCUCAUCUCACCAUCUGGAUUCAGAAUCAUGUGCCACAGUGUUUGGGUUCGCGUCGUUUCAUGAAUUCUCAGACCUGGCAUCGGACUGCGUGAAGGUGGUGCUGUGUUCGCCGAUCAGUCUGUCGGACAAGUCGCAGCUGUUGGCACAGAUGCUGAGUGGUGAGUGUGCCGAGAUAUUUGUGGAGAUGCUGAAGACUGUCCUGAGGGAGGGAACACAAUGAUUUUGUCAGUCAUAAUGAAAUAAAUUAUUUUGAAUCAUU
Messenger RNA from Haliotis rufescens (red abalone), 3639 nucleotides. RefSeq lists its product as uncharacterized. Gene Ontology annotation, cellular component: cytosol. The transcript is spliced from 6 exons. The coding region runs from base 82 to 3600 and encodes 1172 amino acids. Lineage: Eukaryota; Metazoa; Mollusca; Gastropoda; Lepetellida; Haliotidae. Gene Ontology annotation, molecular function: protein binding. The record is from RefSeq and is a predicted model, not a curated record. Gene Ontology annotation, biological process: anatomical structure morphogenesis.